This is a messenger RNA of Siniperca chuatsi (mandarin fish), 5698 nucleotides long. RefSeq names its product zinc finger protein 638-like. Gene Ontology annotation, molecular function: zinc ion binding; RNA binding. Gene Ontology annotation, cellular component: nucleus. Lineage: Eukaryota; Metazoa; Chordata; Actinopteri; Centrarchiformes; Sinipercidae. The transcript is spliced from 24 exons. The coding region runs from base 477 to 5495 and encodes 1672 amino acids. The record is from RefSeq and is a predicted model, not a curated record.
GCGGAAGUGCGCGUUGUUGCUGAAUGCUGAUGGCGGAGUACAGGCUUAUCUUGAUACUAAUGACUACGGAGCUGAAAAGGAAAAUGUCUAACGGUAACGACAAAGACCACAUCGACUCAUUGUGAAGCCUCGUUGUGCAUACAGACAGUAAUCCACACCUUGCUCCUACCCUUCGUUUGGAGCCCAGUUCAACAUUCUCCGACGCCAACAGCACCAGAGGGACCCAUUUCAUAUUUGGACCUGCAGUGACAGUUCUCCGAUUGACUCAGGCGCAGAUUGCUCUCCAGCAGCUUGCUGCUCUAGCAACCAUAACUGUUGGCAACCAGUGGCACAACAACAACUGGUUUGCAGCAGCGUUACCUCCUCAUCUGGCCCUCCUGAGUCUUCUCAAUAGACAGCAGGUGUCAGCUAUUGGAUUUAACGUGGACACAAACAGCAAAACUUGCAGGAACACACGGCCCUGUCUCUCUGCUGCCAUGUACCACCACCACUCCCAGCAACAGGGCCCACAGCCCUUCUCUAAUGGGCCCAGGCCUCCUCAUCAUCAGCCACCUCCAAAUCAACAUCAGAAUCGCCCUCCUUCUGAUAUGCUGUCGCAGGUGAUGGGUUUCCAGUUUCCUCGUCCCACCCAGCUCCCUGAUGAACUAGAGUCUGCCCUGGCUAUCCGGGGUGCUAGGGACAUGGACCACCGCGUCAUUGACCACAUGAGCCGACCAAAUCAACACCAGAACCAAGGCUCAGGUUCUGGGAUCAGUCAACAUGGAAGCUACGGCUCAAACCCAAUAACACUCACCUCUGAUAAUCAGCCUGGCCACCAACAAGGAGUAGACUGGUCAAGCUACCAACCUCCAACUAAACUGUUUGCCAGUCCUCCACCUAGUGCUAGCCACCAGUCCCAACGGCACCAGGGGCCUCAACAGCAACCCCAGAGCAGCCACACUGGAACAAGCAUCCCAAGCUGGACUGCCCCUGUAAGUGGCUCACCGUCGCCCCAAGCCCGGCACCCCCAUGGUGGUGGAAGUGGUGGUGGUGGGGAUGGUCAGAGUUUGUAUACACCCGAGAGUGCAGGAAGUAUCUUGGCUAGCUUUGGACUUUCAAAUGAGGACUUAGAAGUGCUGAGUCACUACCCCGAUGAUCAGUUAACCCCAGAUACUUUACCAUUCAUACUCCGUGACAUCCAAAUCAACAAGUCAGGCAACCAGAAAACUGUGGCUUCCACUUCCUCAUCCUCGUUCUCACGCAACGUCCACGAUGUGCCGCUUCCUCCUACCCGCUCUUCGCCAUUGGGACGUUCAAGCUCCCCCGAAGUGCCCAGCCUUCUUACUGUUACACAGACAGCAGGUAAAGUCAUUGACUAUGGUCAUGCCAGUCGGACAAAGGAUGAGAGUAGUACCAGAGAGACUUUCAAAAGAGAGCAGCUCUCCAGUGAAAGGACAGUUAAAAUGUACCCAUCUUCAUCAUCUUCCUCAUCAGCUCCAAAAGCUGAUAAAGCUGAAAGGCGGCGGGUUCGUUUGGAACACACUGAAUCAAGCAAGCACGGAGACCGGGACUAUCGCAGGACGAGUAGCGACCAUCGCAAGAGCAACCGGUCACCUGGGAGAGAAUUUCCACCAUCGUCCAAAUCUCGUAAUUUAGACCGAGACUACAGGCGUGACGGGCCCAAACCUAGGCCCUCAUCUGAAACGAGGAGCGAGGCUUCCUCAAGACGGUCUGUCUCCUCUUCGUCUGGCUCAAAACCACACAGCAGCAGCAAGAAGUUACCUACCCCCACCAUGAUAAGUGAUUUCUCAGCUGUGUCUCCAAAGGUGUAUCCCCACACCUGCUCCCUGUGCCACAUACAGUGUGAUCAGGAAAAGGACUGGGUUGACCAUAUUAACACCGUCAACCACACUGCUGCCUGCAGAGACCUGCGCAACAAGUACCCUGACUGGAAACCAAAUCUACCAAGUCGGAGUGGACGAUAUGACAGCCGGGCUCUGUGGGAUCCCAAGGAUCACUCUCCGUCCCAUUCUGUGUCUCGAUCCCUCUCUUGUUCUCCUACACCAAGUCCUCCUCACAGCAAACACAGGGUGGGCCCCCAUCCUCACAGGCCUCACAGAAGGCCUUACUCUCCUCACCAUCACCCUCGCCACCAACGCUACACAGAACAUGGCCAUUGGUUGGAGCGCCGCCACUCUGGCUCAAACAGUCCGUCUCGCUCACAUCGAACCUCCUCAUCCUCCAGAGAGCAUCGGCCUGAGAACAGAGAUGGGGAAUCAUCAGGGGAUUCCUCCUACAGUGGUGUGAAACGUCCACAUGAUGAUUCAACCAAAUUCUCCACUGACACCAGCCGACAUCCAUCCUCCUCCAAGGCGGGUCACAGCUCCAAACACAGACCCUUACAGGCAACCAAAACUGUCAAGAGCGGGACAAAGCCUGGAUCCAAGAUGACUAAGACAGCAAGUGCCAAGACUGCUGACACAUCUGCCAAGCCACCGCCGGCCAAGAAGAAGAAGAAAAUAGUGACUCCAGCCUCCCAGGACUCGUCUGUCGCAGAUCGUCUAGUUUAUCUGACAGGCAUCCCAAAGGAUGCAUCAGAGCAGGAAGUUACCGACUUGGUCGGGUCCUAUGGCAAGAUCAACAACGUGAUCCUCAUGCCAUGCUCCACGGAAGAGAGCGAGAAGGAUGAAGGGCAAAAGGCAUCUGUAUGCAUGGUGAAGGCUGAAGACGCUCAGGCUCUGGCUAACUCCACAAAGCUCUCCAUCAGAGACCAGCAAAUCUCUGCUUCAGUAGCCAAGAAACCUGAAGCGGGGCAGUCUUCUGAUGCUAACAACAGCAAACCUGCUCCAGGACAGGACAAAAGGGCUGCUGGGGAAGACUCUGGAGUCGAGGCUGACCAGAAGACUUCUGAUGAGAAGGGCAUGAUGUUGAUCACAGGACUUCCUGAGACUGGCUGGUCAGAGAGUGACAUCAUCAAGCUGGUCCAGCCCUUUGGAACUCCCUCUGACAUCAUCCUGGCAACACAAAUUGGAAAGGUACUCGUGUCAGUGCCAGACAAUGAGAUUGCUCAAGAGAUAGUGAAAGUCCACACCUUUAUCCCUGCGAAGAUUAAAGACUCUGAGCUGAAGAUGAUCCAUCUCAAACAGUGUAUCGGUCUCAGCACUCCGGUGGCUCUCUACAAUCUUCUGAUGGGAUCAGUGGACCCAUUAGAGAGUCCCGUUCCAGUAGGCUGGAGCAGCCUGUUGGUGAUCAAUAAUGUUCCCAACACGCCGUCUGGCUCCUCUGAGGUCCAGAAACUGGUGCGACGCUUUGGGACUGUCAUCAAGACCCUAGUGCUCAACAAUACGGUCAUUUGUGAGAUGGCGACUGCAGCCAUGGCCCUGUCUGUUUACAAACGCUUCCAGAUGUUUCCGUGCAUCAUCCAGAACAACCCUCUGUUCUUCUCCCGCAAGCCUGACCCCAAAGCCAACACACAGACCAAAGUCAUCACUGCAUACCUUGAUUCAUCUGAGGAUACACCUGCAAAUGGAAAGGGCAGCCAAACUGCACAUGAAGAGGAUUCAGAAUCUCCAUUGGAGGGAAUGGAAAAACACGGCAAUGGGAAGGACGAGAAGAUGAAGAGCACCAAGAAGACGGUUGGUGAAGAUGAAGCUUUGGGAGACAACGGGAGCAAAGACGACAAGAUCAAAAAAGACGAGCUUGCUAAUGCUGUUUCUGACUCUUUGGCUGCACCAGACACCAAACCAGAAGCAGACUUGGAGACAGACAUGAGGGAAACUUCAGCUGUUGAAACUGUCAUGGAGACAGCAGAAGAGAAGAAAAGUGUCAAUGCAUCCAAAGCAGGACAUGACAAGACUCCUGCUGGUGAAGAGACAAAGCCGUCUAGCUCUGAUGGCAAAACAGUUUCCUGGGAGACUGCAAUGCCAAAGCUCCCUAAGGUUACGCAAGAGAUGGUCAACGCACUGCUUGUGGAGUGCCGAACAAGAACCGCCAGCCAUCCCAACAACACAGCAACGUCCACCAAUGGAGAACAAGGGGAAACACAAAUGGAGACAGAGCAGGGCGAAAAAGCAGUAGAGGAGACAAAAGAGCCAGCCAAGAGCCACACAGAGGAGGAGGUGACGAAGCAGGAGAGGGAGCGAAAAGAGAGUGAGGCAAGAAAGGAGAAAGAGGCCAGGGAGAGGGAGAGGAGGGCCAAGAAGGAGAGGGAGCGGGAUGAAAGAGCCAGGAGGGAGAAGAGAGAGGAGGAAAGAAGGGAGUGGGAGAGGAGGGAAAGAGAAAGGAGGGAGAGAAAGAGAGCAUACGGUGAAGGUUUGUCGGGAUUGAGGUCGUCUUGCAGGUUUGAGAGAUACAAGCCGAGCUCUUGGAGGGAUGAACAGUAUAACAACUCAGAAGCUGAGACCAAAACGGUGGAGGAGGAGGAUUUUGAGUUCCCAUUCAACUUGAGCGACUUUGUGACGGUAGAUGAAGUGGGAGAUGUGACCGACCUUCCUUGCUCUCCCUCUCCCGCUGUUCCCACGGAAACCACAGAGGGAAGGGAAGACGCUCCCUCAUCUGUCCUACAGGACGCUCCAGGGGACACACCCAUGGAAGUUACCACAGAAACAUCAGUGUCUGAUGAGCACUUAUCGGAGUCUGAACCUGUGACUGUGCUGACAGCUGAGACUUCAGGAGGUUUGGUGUCAUCAGAUUUAACACCUGGUCUGGUCCUCACCGCUGCAGCAUCCCCCGCCCCGGCUUCACAGUCUGACUCUUCCCCCGGCCAAACACACCUGCCAAUAUGUCAACCAGAAGCACCUGAGACAGAAACCACACUGACAGCCACUCUGGACUCCACCAAUGAGGAUGAACCACUUCCCACAUGUGCCCCUGCAGCUUCAGCGGCCCCAGCUGGCUCCACCUCAAACAGCCCAACAACAGGGCCAGUGACCGCAGAGCCUGAGGAAGAUGCUCUCAGUCACAGUCAGGCUAAGGCAGCGGAGAUGCUGGUGGUGUCGGACAAAACGGAGGAACGAGAGAAGAUGCAGUUUGAAGAGGGCAAAGCUGCGGAGACGGGAAAGCACAAGAAGUCUGAAGACCAAACAAACACUGAAGAGGAGAGUGUGAAGAAGAAAUUAAAGACAGAAACGCCCCUGAGCACAGCCUACUCCCUCCCUCCUUACGACCCAAGCAACCCAGUUGGUAAGAGACUUUUCUGUUUAUUCACCAUGUCUGCCAUUGUGUGUUCAUCUAUGUUUUUUACAUUUAUGUUUAUUAUAUUUGAUAGUGGUCAACAGCUGAUAGAGCUCACUUUGUGUGUGUGUGUGUGUGUGUGUGUGUGUGUGUGUGUGUCCACAGGUAUGGAGUUCUUGGUCCCAAAGACAGGUUUCUUCUGUAAGGUGUGUAAUAGGUUCUUCAGCGGAACCAAAGAGGCAGAGGUCAACCACUGCAAAACCCUCAAACACUAUGACAACCUACAGAAAUACUUGCCGACCACGAAUAAGGCGAAUGUGACUGCCAAACCUGACUCCAGCUGAAUGUGGCUUUGAAACUCUUGACUGAAUUUGCCAUUCCCCUCAUUUUGUAUUGUCCCUUCAUUUCUCACUAAGGGUCCAGAUUAGGCUCAUGUCCUGUCUCUGUUUGAAUAUGUGGUAUUCAUUUUCAUGUACAAUUAGGAGAAGCCAGUGGAAUAUGGCUGGCAGUAAGAACUGUGCACAGUCAAUAAAAGGUUUUUACUAAA